This is a messenger RNA of Anopheles moucheti, 5592 nucleotides long. Its product is annotated as F-BAR domain only protein 2. The transcript is spliced from 16 exons. Lineage: Eukaryota; Metazoa; Arthropoda; Insecta; Diptera; Culicidae. Gene Ontology annotation, cellular component: cytoplasm; clathrin-coated pit; plasma membrane. Gene Ontology annotation, biological process: clathrin-dependent endocytosis; clathrin coat assembly. Bases 766 to 3963 code for a protein of 1065 amino acids. The record is from RefSeq and is a predicted model, not a curated record.
CACGAAAACAGGACAACCAAGUUGGUAAAAUCUUUCAAAUAUACCUUCCGCCAUGAAUAGUAGUUGCAUCUAAAAUCAAAGGAAACAAUUUUAAACGCGUUCGACAGGAAAAUGUCCCUCCUCAUACUGCGCAAAGAUUUAUGGCAAGCAAUAUGAAAUGAGUGCCGGAAAUUAAUCUGAACAUUCCCGCCAACCGUGGCCAAACAGAUUCUGUGUGUUGAGCUGUGAGUGAUUGUAGUGUAUGUGUGCAAGUGUAUGUAGCGUAUGGUCACGAGACGUACCGGAAAAAUAAAAUCCUGCAGCGCUAGUUUUCCAAACCAUAUCCUCCCCCACGCUCGUUCGUUUGCUCUCCACGGGGUUACCACUUUGUGUGGCACUUCCUGUCUGUGAAUGCGGCGACACUGGCCCAGUGCCAACGUGCUCGUUCGAGCCUGUAAGGGUGGCAGACAGGUGUAAUGAGGCCAAGUUCUGGCACACGUCAAUCGGAACCGGCCGCGGUGAUACAGCAAAGAUGCGCCUCAUCAUGUUACGGUAGUAGUGGCAGACGCAGUGGUAAUAGCAGCGGAACCGGUGCAAGUGUUUAGCGAAAAACACACGCGAAAAGAACCCCCGGAAAAAGUGAAUGCGUGUGAGUGGGAGAGUGAACCACAGAUAAAAAAGAAUCCGACGACACUGUGGAAGGCAGAGGAAAGUUGCAUUACGUACGCGAUCAAGGAUAAUUCGUCUGUUUUUUUGAGGACAAAUAUUAGAACUCCAAUCAUCAAGAUGACCGUCGAUUUCAACGACUAUUUUUGGGGCGAUAAAAACAAUGGCUACGAGGUGCUGUACCAAAACAUGAAGUAUGGCCUGGCGGCAACGAAAGAGCUGGCGGAGUACUUCCGCGAACGCUCGAAUCUCGAAGAGUACAACUCGAAGCUGCUGACGAAGCUUGCCAACAAGGCGGGUUCGAGCGGUGGUGGCACAUUUUCACCGCUCUGGAUCAUCCUCAAGUCCACGACCGAGCGGCUGUCGGAGCUGCACGCACAGAAGGUGCAGAAGCUGACGGAGCUGGUCAAGAACGUCACCAAGUACGCGGAGGAUCUGCACAAGAAGCACAAAUCGGUCAAGGAGGAAGAAUCGGGCACGCAGGAUGCGGUACAGGCGAUGAAAGAAUCGACAACGGCCGUAGCGAAAGCAAAGGAUAUCCACAAUGCACGGCUACAGGAGGUGGAAAAGGCACGGAAGGACAAUUCGACCAAGGAGAUCGAAAAGUCCGAGGCAAAGCUACGCAAGCAUCAGGAUGACUACAAGGCGCUGGUGGAGAAACACAACAUAAUCAAGCAGGAGUUUGAAAAGAAAAUGACAAUAACGUGUAGGCGUUUUCAAGAAAUGGAAGAAGCACAUCUGAAGCAGAUGAAAGAGUUCCUCUCGUCGUACAUGGACAUCGUGCAGAACAAUUUCGAUCUGGUUGGACAGGUCCAUUCUGAUUUGAAGCGUCAAUUUUUAGAGUUAACCGUGGACAAACUUCUGGAACAGUUCGUGCUCAACAAGUACACCGGUUUGGAGAAGCCAGAGCUAAUUGAGCUUGAUUUUGAAAGUGGCACCGCAAAUGCUUCCGGUGCGGGUGGUGGCAAUAGUAGUCACCAGCUGCUAGUAAACACGUCAGCCUCGGUACCGGGUGGUAGUACGUCGCCCGCAGCAUCCUCUUUGGCAGGCGGUUUGCUUGAAUCACCGACCCUGUCAGCUACCAGCUCCUCACAACCGAUCAACAUUGGCCCGACGUCGUCCAGCAAGAAGGAAAGCAGCCAUCUUCGAUCGUGGUUUAGCUCGAGCUCGACCGCGGCCGUCCCAACGAACUCACCGGUCAAUCUGUCCACAUCACCCACAGCCACCUCGGUAGGCGGUGGUGGUGGGCUGCGGUACGAUGGACACGGCGCAUCGGAUCUUUCCACUCCGCAUCAUCCAAUGUCCUUACGCGCCAUGUCGCCGGUGCCAUCGGGGCUGAACGAAAGUAGUAGCGUUUCCGGAUCCGCACAAAUCUCCGGGUUUCUGCGCAGCCGACGCGAGAAGGCCAAAUCGAAGAAAGCCAAAAAGAAGAAAGAUUCCACGGAAAAUUCCAGUGCCAAAGAGGAAAAUAUUUUGGACGGUGAUAGCAAGGGCGAAUCAGCAAAUGCGGACAGUGCUACGAAUCUGCAAACCACCUCCGCGAUCAGUGCAUCGAACGUAGCACCGACGGCAACACCCGAAGUCGAUGAGGACGGUUACAGUAUACAGCCGCGCGAAACGACGUGGGAUAGUGCGACGAUCACGGAAAAGAGCAAUAACUUCUACUCAAGCUCUGAUAGUGACAGCGAGGAUGAACGAGAGGAGAAAAAAAUUCACGUCGAAAUUAAACCGCUGAACAAUGGUGCCGCACCUAUUUCGGCGAGUGUUGAUGAGCUGCGUGCAACGGUGGAAAAUCUGUCAUUAUCACCUAUCGGUAUUUUAACAUCGCAACAGCAACAACAGCACCAUCAACAGCAUCAGCACCAUCAGCUACAGCAGCAGCAGCAACAACAACAACAACAACAAUCCUCACAGGCACAUGCGUUGCACCAUCAGAUGUCGGUCGGGAACGCGUCGCUUUUGAACAACAGUAACGCCACGCACCUCACUAGUCCGAAUGCCUCGAAUGCGUCCACGCCGACCACAGUGCAUCCGUAUGCACCACUCCAAAGCCCAACCCUGUCGAUGUCAACGAGCUCGAACAAUCGUUAUGCUGACCUUGGGGAUAUAUUUUCGGAGGUGGGCGAUAUAAGCAUCUCGGCACCGGCGUCCGCGAACCUAACGAAGCUUACACAACGACAAAUCCCAACACCGACAUCCGCCGGUGGUAGCAGUAUUGCUAUACCGAGACCUCCAUCCAGACGAUCGGAAGCGGCUGUGGCACGGGAUCGAGUAAGUCCUGCAUCACAGAUCGCACGUGCUGACAGUGUCGGGAGUUUGGAGUUUCGAAGCCCGAGCGUUGGUAUUGGAUCCUCUCGCGGUCCAUCCCCGUUGACAAUCGGCAUGUCCGAUACGAUUCCAUUGGCUGUUGCAUUCCACGAAAUUAUUCAUGCGUACUUCAAAGGGGCUGACGAGUCCCGAUGUCAGGUGAAAAUGUCGGGCGACAUGAUGAUAUCGUUCCCGGCGGGUAUUGUGAACGUGCUGACUAACAAUCCCAACCCGGCCAAGCUGGGCUUCCGCAUCAAGAAUCUCCAACAUCUCGACAACGUGCUGCCCAACAAGCAACUCGUCACGAUCGAUCGCCUACAGUCGACCAGCUUCAGCACGACGCUCGAGUUCAAUAUGCCAGUAUUAACGGCGACCCUGCGGCGUCAGUCCGAACAGAACCCUAACGCACCGCACAUCAACGUCGACAUCCUGAAGUAUCAAAUUAAGGCAAAACCGGGUGCCUCGUCCUGCCCGUUCCAGCUCGUGUCCUACUGGAAGUGUGAACAACGGCACACGGACAUCAAGAUCGACUACAAGUAUAACUGCCACGCGAUGGCACAACCGUCCCCGUUGCUGAACGUUUCCAUCUCGGUACCGGUCGACGGUGGCGUAAAGAAUGUACAAUCGAAACCGCAUUCCGCAUGGCAAGGAGAAUCGAACCGAUUGGUGUGGAACUUUACGGAUAUAUCGCAACACUCCGAGAGUGGUGGUGUUGAUACGCUCCGGGCAAGACUCGAGGUUGGCACGGGACCGUCGACACCGGCCAUUAUUUCAACUCAGUUCAACUGCGAAGGAACGACACUGUCUGGAAUCGAGUUCGAGCUAGCCGGUUCUGGCUAUCGGCUGUCGCUUGUAAAGCGCCGUUUUGUAUCUGGAAAAUACAUCUGCGAAGGCGACGGCAUACGGACGGUGAAAACACCUACACCACCAAACGUGUCGGGCGUUAUGUCACCGAUCCCGUUCGGAAGCGGCAAGUCUGCUAACUCUUCCUCCGGUGGCACAACCGGAUAGUAUCGGUUUUUUUUCUACUAGAAAUGCCAGUACUGUGUAACCACUUUGGUCGCUGAAGAAGAAACGAUUGAACUGAUAAGCAGAAGUUACCACAAGCUAAUAAUACUGGCGAGAACAUCCGGGCAUACACCGUCCACGUCUUCGUGAUCAUCGAACAUCAACGUGUGAGAAAAUGUAGUACGGGAAAACGUUAGGCACCCUUAGAUUAUGUUUGUACACCCGGUACGAAUUUCCAAUGUCCAAUUGCUUUGCUUUCGGAGGUGAUUAUGUGAGUUUUAUUUCCAAACCAGACCAGACAAAUGAAACGCAUCGUUGAGGACUGUACCGGAGCCAAGGUUAGUUCGGGUGGAGUAAGAUGAUAAUGUUGAUAAGUACCAGGCUAGGAGAUUUCAAGACCGUUGUUAGUCCCGUUUUUGGCAGGAAUAAGCGAGAGAAGUUGAUUAAGAAUAGCCUUUUUGUAGUAAUGGGUAUGGUGCCUUCCUUCUUUAGUGCAAACCCCUGGCCGGUCCGUCGGUGCACGCGCCCCGGCUUUUGUUUGUCCAAACUAGUUCUAUACAUGCAUGGGUUUUCUUAACUUCCGGCUAACAUUCGUUCUUUUUUGUACUAAACUUUUAGUAUUUCCUAAAGGACUGAACGUCAUUCCUGUUAUUGGUCGGUGUUUCAUUUUUUCCAUUAGCUAUCUAGCUUUGUGUUAGCUUUCUAUCUAUUUUCUAUUCCUCAACACACAAGAAUGCUUUAAGUAAUGUAAAUUCCAUGUAAUAUCUUUUGCAGAAGGCGCUCGUUCGAAAGUAAUCAUAUUAAGACAAACAUCACAUAAAUCGGGCGGGCGCUUUUCUCAGUGAAUAUAUUAGACUUAAAGAAGAACGAUCGGUAAGGAUAAAUGUGCAGGAAAAUAGAAUACCUGCAGAUCUUUGCAGUCGAGCAGCAGGUGUGAAGGCUGUAUUUUACGCAUGCUUUCCAACAUCCGCAUGCUCGUGUUAGGACGUCAAUGAAAAUACUCUAGCGUUGAACAUAUACAAUUGAACGUAUUGCACUGCAUUCGCUAUUCCAUUGUGCCCAGAGUUUGAGUUACGGUAGUUAGUGGCACUCCACCAUGCACUGUACGAUUAUACUGAUAUUUUAUGCUCUACCGUAGCAUAUGCAACAAAGUAUAAACUUAUGUACGUUCGAUGUACUCUGUGUCCCUAUGCGCGAGAGCUCCCUUAGUUAUGGUCACUCUUUCGUUUCGGUACAACACACUUGUAUUAUUAUUAUUUCCCAUUCUUCAGCACUAGGGAAGUAGGUUUAAAGAUAGGGUAGAGCAGGACAUAAGGGAGAGCAAAAGAAUCUGAACUAAAACCGGGACUGUUUCCUAUCGUAUCGAACUAUAAAAUGAAAUUAAUCCAAUUGCCCCCAAUCUCCGCUCCCCACUGGAAGAGUUUGUAACAUUUGUAGGUUAGGAAACAACGCAAUACACAACAAUAAACAAACACACACAAAGCCGCAAAACUGCAAACGAUUUACAUUAAAAUAGCGAUACACUUGAAAUCCACUUUUGCAUACAAAAACACUUAUUCGAAUAGGAACAAAAAGGACGCAACAUUUAUCCAGGUAUAAUUAUUAUAUGGCAUUGUGCGCAGGAAAAAUAAA